ACUGUGCGCACUUGUGGAGCCGCCGGCUGAACUUUGACCAGGCUCAGUUUGUUUUCCCUCAUUCCCAUCAUAUCCACCUUUCAUCGCGCUGGUUGUCUGUCUGGCGAGCCGCUCGAAGGUCCACCCACAACCCAGUGCUCUUUGAGACCGCACCUCGUGACUUGCGCUUUGAGCAAACAAGUUCAACAUCAUGUCAGCCAUCACAAAGGGAAUAUUCAUCGUUGCUGCCAAGCGCACACCAUUUGGUACAUAUGGCGGCAAGUUUGUGCAGAAGAGUGCAGCGGAUCUUCAGCUGACCGCUACCCAAGCUGCUUUGGCUGCUGGAGGCAUCAAACCAGAGCUUGUGGACUCUGUAGUCUUCGGAAAUGUGUUGGCUAUAACUUCUCCUGAUUCAAUUUUCAUGGCACGCCAUGUGGCACUGCGAAGUGGUAUUCCAAUGGACAGACCUGCUCUCGCCGUGAACAGGCUAUGUGGUACUGGAUUCCAGUCUGUAGUCAAUGGAGCCCAGAGUAUUCUUGUUGGUGAUUCCUCUAUUGUUGUGACUGGAGGCGUUGACAACAUGAGCCAGGCUCCUCAUGCUGUAAGGAACAUCAGAUUUGGUGUAGGCCUAGGGGCUCCUCUGCAAUUGGAGGACACCCUCUGGGUUGGACUUACCGACACUUAUUGCAAGAUGCCCAUGGCAAUCACAGCAGAAAACCUGGCGGAGAAGUACAAGAUCAGCAGACAAGAAGUCGACGAGUUUGCUCUUCGUUCCCAGCAGCUGUGGAAGAAAGCUAAUGAUGAAGGCCGUUUCAAUGAAGAACUUGCUCCGGUAACUAUCAAAGUAAAGAAGCAGGAUGUCCAAGUCACUGUUGAUGAGCAUCCCCGCCCUCAGACAACUAUUGAGGGUUUAAAUAAGCUAAACACUCUGUUCAAGAAGGAUGGUACUGUCACUGCUGGAAAUGCCUCUGGAAUCUGUGAUGGUGCUGGCACAAUCAUUCUGGCUAGUGAGGAAGCCGUGAAGAAGCAUGGUUUGACUCCUUUAGCUCGCCUUGUGGCAUAUUCAACUGUUGGUGUUGAGCCAAGCAUCAUGGGAAUUGGACCCGUUCCUGCUAUCCAGAAUGUCCUGAAAGUAGCAGGAAAGUCUUUGAAUGAUAUGGACCUUGUAGAAAUCAAUGAAGCUUUCGCACCUCAAGCUUUGGCCUGUGCCAAGGAGCUCAAGUUGGACAUGAACAAGCUGAAUGUGAAUGGUGGAGCCAUUGCUUUGGGUCACCCUCUGGCUGCGUCUGGUGCGCGUAUCACUGCUCACCUUACUCACGAAUUGAGGAGGAGGAAAGCCAAGUUCGGUGUCGGUUCUGCCUGCAUUGGUGGUGGCCAAGGUAUUGCACUUCUCCUCGAGUCCGUGUAAGAAUACCAAGAGUGCAAAGUCUGCUUGAUGUAAUUUUUAAGAUCCAAGUCUGCGAGUCUGCUCAAACCACAUCACGCUUAACAGUAUUUUAUAAAAUCAAGUCAUUUUUUUAAAACCCUGGCCUUUUACAUGUUAUUGUUGAUUUGUUAUUGAUGGCCUCUGUGUCUUUUCUAAAAGUUUUUUUAUGAUGAAAUAUUUUUAUGAAUAAAAAUGAUUAAAUGCAA
Messenger RNA from Thrips palmi, 1611 nucleotides. RefSeq names its product 3-ketoacyl-CoA thiolase, mitochondrial (gene yip2). The record is from RefSeq and is a predicted model, not a curated record. NCBI's taxonomy places the organism in Eukaryota, Metazoa, Arthropoda, Insecta, Thysanoptera, Thripidae. The coding region runs from base 191 to 1387 and encodes 398 amino acids. The transcript is spliced from 8 exons. Gene Ontology annotation, biological process: fatty acid beta-oxidation. Gene Ontology annotation, molecular function: acetyl-CoA C-acetyltransferase activity.